Molecule: messenger RNA, 3502 nt
Organism: Olea europaea var. sylvestris
Lineage: Eukaryota; Viridiplantae; Streptophyta; Magnoliopsida; Lamiales; Oleaceae
Product: transcription factor EMB1444-like
Exons: 11
Coding region: 983-3145 (720 amino acids)
Biological process (GO): regulation of DNA-templated transcription
Molecular function (GO): DNA-binding transcription factor activity; protein dimerization activity
Source: RefSeq, a predicted model, not a curated record
CGCUCUGCAUAUAAAUCAAUGCUUUUGAGUUUGAAAAAAAAUGGAAUUUCAUUCAAUUUGAUCCCUCUCUCUCUAACCCACGCAGGGAUUAGGUAUCCCUAUACACGAAAUGCCCUUGUUUUUGUAGUAUAUUAACAUUAGAAGUAAAGAAAAUGGCGGCAAAUGCAGUUCUUUAUGGUUUUGCUAUAGAGCGCCGAAGGUACACUUCUGAAACAGCUUUCUGUUAGAACUCACAAAGAAAAAUCAAGAAUAUAGGAAACAGAGGGAUGAUUUUUUAAAAUAUCUCUCUCUACAUUUGAAUUCUUGAUCCUGAUAAAGCCUAGAAACUGUUAAAUGGAGUUCUCAGUGUCACUUGAUAUCCGGUGAAUAGCACUUUUGGUUUGUUCAAUUCAAGAUUUCUUAAGGGUUUCAUUUCUUGGGAAAAAAAAAAAAAUCCUAUCGUAGUUGAAGAAAAUUGUUUUAAAGAUACUGGUAUGGAUGGAGAAUUGAUUUGAGUGUUCUGAUUGAUAUAGUGAAUUUUGAUUAUUGGUAUUCGUAAACAUCGUGGUCUAUUGUGUCUUCAGUUCUAGAUCUCUGAAGGGUUUCUAUAAUAUUGUUGAAGUUGAAGAAAAUCGACAGCUAUGGAAAAUUUCUUGAAUGGCAUGAAUUGUAUGUGGAUUUCCACGCUCUGUGUUUGUGUUCUGUUGAAUGUUUAUGAGUAAGAUCAAGAAAGGUUACAGUUUUAUUGGUGAAUUAGGGUUUUUAGCAAGAGUGAGAGUUGAAGGGAGGAUGGGAAAUGAUGACAGGAUGUUGCUGCCAACGGUGGGUCCCCCAAUAAAACGACGGUUGAGAAGGAAACAGGCUGGAAGAGGAUCUUACAGAGGGAGCUAGGGGUUGGAGUUAUACGAAAAAGAGGGGGGGUGAACCUAGGUUUUUCGGGUUUCAUUACAUUUAGGAUUGUUUUUUUGGGGAUUAGGAUCUUAACUCACUGGGAGAAGGGAUAAUGGGAAGCCAUUUGGGCCAAGUGUUGAGGAGCCUUUGUUUCAACACUGGUUGGAAGUAUGCAGUUUUCUGGAAGCUCAAGCAUCGAUCACGAAUGAUGUUAACAUGCGAGGAUGCCUAUUACGACAACAACCAAUACUCAGAAAGGAAGUGGUUCAAUGAGAUAGUGAGCAGCAUGCAUGAUGGUCCAUUUUCACAUGAUCCUCUCGGAUUAGCAGUGGCUAAGAUGUCAUAUCCAGCAUAUUCUCUAGGGGAAGGCAUUGUAGGACAGGUUGCUGUUUCUGGGAAGCAUUCGUGGAUAUUUUUGGACAAGCAUGUAGCUGAUUCUCCCUCCAUGUCUGAGUGCUUUGAUGGUUGGCAAGAUCAGUUUUCAGCUGGGAUUAAGACCAUUGCAGUGGUAGCUGUCAUUCCAUAUGGAGUUAUACAACUUGGUUCCUUACAUAAGAUUGCAGAGGAUUUGAAGCUGGUCAGCCAUAUCAGAUGUGUCUUUUCUACGCUUCAUGAUUCUUUAGCUGGUUUUGUUCCCCAAUCAAGACAAAGUAGCAUGGAGAAUUCUUGUCCGUCAGAUAUCUGCACAAGAACUUCAGGUUCAACAGGUUUUCAUGGUAGCAGCAUGACCAUUAUGGAUAGAUGUCUUCGUGAGGACGAGAUGAACUUGUGGUCUCAGAUAUUUCCAUCUCUUGGGAAACCUCGUAAUCAUUCUUAUUUUUUCCCUCCACCUAGAAGUUUUUCCAAUAGGUCAGUUAAAUUGAAUAUGCUUGAAGAAGAUAAGUACUCAAUUCCUGGGUUUGGUGAAAGCGAGAAUUCAUUUCCAUUAGGUUCUGAAAAUUUGAUUAAUAGCGAAAAACAAGUAGAGACGGAAUCUUUUACUGAGACAAAGUGUGAAGGUGGAACUACUGACUGGCGGGAUUCAAAAAAUAUCAGCGCACCAUUUGUCAAAGAUACCAACAAUGCAGGGUGUAAUUUGUAUAAUACCACUCUCCCUACCAAUAAUUCUGAUAUUGAUAUGCCAUACUUUCCCUCAGAAAGCCUUGACCCUGCAGCUUGUAAGGAUCAAGCUGGGGUCUUUUGCGCACCAGAACUUUCAAAUAUGCAGUUAAAUCAAGAUUUAGAGAAACACUUAGAAUCAAUAACUAAGUCUAAUCAACUGGAUUCACGGAGUACACCUAUGAGUUUUGCUGCUGACUAUGAGCUGUAUGAAGCACUGGGACCCGCUUUCUGGAAACAGAAUACUCAUUGUGAUAAGGAGGCUGAACAAACCGGGUCAGAAAUGGCUAUUGAGAUUUCCGAGGGAAUGGACAGUAGCAAUUUGUUGAUAGCAAACUACGAUUCCGAGCACCUUCUGGAUGCAGUGGUGGGUAAAAUUAGUCAUGAUGGAGAUGAUAUUCAUAGCGAGAAAUCCAUGUUGACUGCUGAAAAAACAUUGGAGACUUGCAAAAGUGAUGUGGGCUCUAUUAGUUCGGCAGGUUAUUCGUUUGAUCGAGACUCAAUGAACAGCUUCAAUUCCUCAGCCACAUGCGGUGUUCAGUCUAGUAAAGGCUUUUCAUCAACCAGUUCUAGUAGAGGGAGCGAAUAUUCAGAGAGGACAAGAGAACAGGUUAAGAUAACCAAAAAGAGGGCCAGACCUGGUGAAAGCUGCAGGCCUAGGCCAAGGGACAGACAAUUGAUCCAAGAUCGAAUCAAGGAACUGCGAGAGCUUGUUCCCAAUGGAUCAAAGUGCAGUAUUGAUUCACUUCUGGAGAGAACAAUUAAGCACAUGCUUUUUAUGCAAAGCAUUACAACGCAUGCUGAAAAGCUAAAGAGGUGCUCGGCAUCAAAGUUGCUUGACAAGGACAUGGGUAUAGGAUCUUCCUGUAAUGAGCAAGGUUCAAGCUGGGCUGUGGAAGUGGGAAAUAACCCGAAGGCUUGCCCAAUAGUUGUAGAAAAUAUAAAUAUGAACGGCCAAAUGCUGGUGAAGAUGAUAUGUGAAGAACAGAGUCAUUUUCUUGAGGUAGCAGAAACCAUCAGGAGUUUGGGUCUGAUAAUUUUGAAAGGCGCAACAGAAGCCCACGGAAAUAAGAUGUGGAUGUGCUUUGUGGUCGAGGGACAGAACAAUCGAAGCAUGCAUCGGAUGGAUGUAUUGUGGUCACUAAUGCAGCUUUUGCAACCCGAGAUUACUAACUAGCCUUUACCAGUUUUCUGAAGUACAGAGAAUUUCUUCCAUGUGUGGCUGAAACAAAAAUAGUCAAUAAUUUAUGUAUCUGGAUUCUGUCGUUGAGGUUUCUUGUGAAGUUUGAAGUUUUUGCUCUCUGCCCGUUUGACCGUCUAAGGCAAUAGGUUCGGUUCAGAUCGAUUUGAUUUGUUUUGUUCUCUUCUCCUUUUUUUGUGCAUGACUGUGAGUUUGUGUGUUUGUGUGUGUGGGAAGUUGGAAGUAUUGAUCUUCUAUUGCUGUUUGUUUGUACUUAUGAAACAUAGUAUUUUUUUUUCUCAUAAUUAGUAAUAUUAUUUGUAAUGGUAUAUUACAUACCAUUUUCUAUGGUUA